UUCCCUCCUGGCUUUCCUCUUCCCUCGGGAGGGGAAGGAUUAUCAGGUGUGUGUCUGCUCCCGGGGAGGAUGGAGGCAGCCACCGCUACCUGCGGGUCCCCCCCACCCCUAGGACAGAGGGAGGAGAUGGCCGUGGGAGGGGUCCUCACUCUAGCUCCCACCCGAAGCCCCUCCUAGCCACCCCCUCUCCCAGAAGGAAGUUCAGGCGGCCUGGUCUGACCCCUGCAGCUGAGGCUGGCCUGCCUGCCCCUCACACACGCCAAGCCCCUCUGCCCCUUCCCUUCCAUUCCCCAGACCAGUACCUAUGACUCUUGUCUGCCUUUCAGACACCAGGCAGCCUCCUUUGAUCUCUCCUUCAGUCUCACUGCCAUUCUGUCUCUGUCUCUGCUGGACAGUCCAGCCUUGGUCUCACCCCCAUCACGCUGUGUCUCUUCCUCCUCCCUAGUCUACUGGCUCUGCCCCCAACUCUACCCCCGCUUCCCUCAGCUCUGGCCCCCCACUCUGCCUCAUGAGCCCAGGUCCCUUUCAAGGACUUCAGCUGGCAGUGUGGGCCGGGGGCAGGUUCCUGCGGGGGGAGGGACUUGCAAGGGCUCUCAAGCCUGUUUCAGGCUGCACUCCUUGUGAUUUCAACCUGACCCUACACAACUCCACGCAUCCCAACCCCCGGGUUGUCAGCCUUUCCCGGGUGGCACCCAUCUCCUCCAGCCCCUGCUGCAUGUGCAACAUGGGCUUUCAUGCCCUCCCAGCACCCCCUCGCCUGUUUCCUUCCCCAGCUUCUCUAUUCAGAAUUGACUGGCUGGAGAUUUAUCAGCUUGGAGGGCUGGAGGUGAAUACAGGCAGAGCCGGGCGGAGGGGAGGACCAGACUGUCUGCUCUCUGUCUUCGUCUGGGUUCUGGGCAGGGGGAGUCUGGUUCCGUAGAGCGUCUACCUCUGGUUUAGGGAGGGUUAAGUGUUUCCUUGACCCUGAACGGCUACCUGUCCUGCAGGUGUGGAUCCAUGGGAUAGCCCCAGCAUGUGCCCCUCUGCCCCAGUCAGCUCAUGCCUCAGCACCUGGGGACAGUGAACAGAGCCCUGGCUAGAGCCCAAACAUGUGGGGCCUGGUGAGGCUCCUGCUGGCCUGGCUGGGUGGUUGGGGCUGCAUGGGGCGCCUGGCAGCCCCCGCCCGGGCCUGGGAAGGGGCCCGGAGGGGCCCAGGACCAGCACUGCUGCGGACCCGAAGGAGCUGGGUGUGGAACCAGUUCUUUGUCAUCGAGGAAUAUGCCGGUCCAGAGCCCGUCCUCAUUGGCAAGCUGCACUCGGAUGUGGAUCGGGGUGAGGGCCGCACCAAGUACCUGCUGACCGGGGAGGGGGCAGGCACCGUGUUUGUGAUUGACGAGGCCACAGGCAAUAUCCACGUCACCAAGAGCCUGGACCGGGAGGAGAAGGCGCAGUAUGUGCUGCUGGCCCAAGCCGUGGACCGAGCCUCCAACCGUCCCCUGGAGCCCCCAUCAGAGUUCAUCAUCAAGGUGCAAGACAUCAACGACAAUCCCCCCAUCUUCCCCCUCGGGCCCUACCACGCCACAGUUCCCGAGAUGUCCAACGUCGGGACAUCAGUCAUCCAGGUGACUGCUCACGACGCCGAUGACCCCAGCUAUGGGAACAGCGCCAAGCUGGUGUACACUGUGCUGGAUGGACUGCCUUUCUUCUCCGUGGACCCCCAGACUGGAGUCGUGCGUACCGCCAUCCCCAACAUGGACCGAGAGACACAGGAGGAGUUCUUGGUGGUGAUUCAGGCCAAGGACAUGGGCGGCCACAUGGGGGGGCUGUCGGGCAGUACUACGGUGACGGUCACCCUCAGCGAUGUCAACGACAAUCCCCCCAAGUUCCCUCAGAGCCUGUACCAGUUCUCGGUGGUGGAGACAGCUGGGCCAGGCACCCUGGUGGGCCGGCUUCGGGCCCAGGACCCAGACCUGGGGGACAACGCCCUCAUGGCAUACAGCAUCCUAGAUGGGGAGGGGUCCGAGGCCUUCAGCAUCAGCACAGACGCCCAAGGUCGAGAUGGGCUCCUCACUGUCCGAAAGUCCCUAGACUUUGAGACCCGUCACUCCUACUCCUUCCGUGUGGAGGCCACCAACACGCUCAUUGACCCAGCCUACCUGCGGCGAGGGCCCUUCAAGGAUGUGGCCUCAGUGCGGAUAGCGGUGCAGGACGCCCCAGAGCCGCCCGCCUUCACCCAGGCAGCCUACCACCUGGUGGUGCCCGAGAACAAGGCUCCUGGGACCCUGGUGGGCCAGGUCUCAGCCACUGACCUGGACUCCCCCGCCAGCCUGAUCAGAUACUCCAUCCUCCCCCACUCGGAUGUGGAGCGCUGCUUCUCCAUCGAGCCUGAGGACGGCACCAUCCGCACAGCUGUGCCCCUGGACCGCGAGGCUCGAGUCUGGCACAACCUCACAGUGCUGGCCACAGAGCUUGACAGCUCCGCACAGGCCUCCCGUGUGCAAGUGGCCAUCCAGACCUUGGAUGAGAAUGACAAUGCUCCCCAGCUGGCUGAGCCCUACGACACCUUCGUGUGUGAUUCUGCAGCCCCUGGCCAGCUGAUUCAGGUCAUCCGGGCUUUGGACAGAGACGAAGCUGGCAACAGUAGCCGUGUCUCCCUUCAAGGUCCUCUGGGCCCUGAUGCCAACUUCACUGUCCGGGACAACCGAGAUGGCUCUGCCAGCCUGCUGCUGCCCUCUCGUCCUGCUCCGCCCCGCCAGGCCCCCUACCUCGUUCCCAUAGAACUGUGGGACUGGGGGACCCCAGCACUGAGCAGCACUGCCACAGUGACCGUCAGCAUGUGCCGCUGCCGGCCCGACGGCUCCGUGGCAUCGUGCCGGCCCGAGGCUCAGCUCUCCCCCGCUGGGCUCAGCACCGGGGCCCUGCUCGCCAUCGUCACCUGUGUGGGCACCCUGCUUGCCCUGGUGGUGCUCUUCGCCGCCCUGCGGCGCCAAAAGCAGGAAGCACUGAUGGUGCUGGAGGAGGAGGACGUCAGGGAAAACAUCAUCACCUACGACGAUGAGGGCGGCGGGGAAGAGGACACGGAGGCCUUCGACAUCAGCGCCCUGCAGAACCCCGACGGCCCUGCGGGCCCCCGGCCUCCCGCGCGCCGGGACGUGCUCCCCCGGGUUCGGCGCAGCGCCAGCCCCGGCCCGGCCCGCCCGACGAUGUGGCCGAGCUCCUGCGCUGCGGUCCGGAGGCGACGAGUACCCCAGCGUGCGCCCUACGACUCGGUGCAGUGUACGGCUACGAGGCCGCGAUCGUCCUGUGCUCCUCAGCUCCCUCGGCUCCGAGGCCGGCGCGCGCCUGGCCCGCGGAGCCCGCUGGAUGACUGGGGGCCGCUCUUCCGCACCCUGGCCGAGCUGUACGGGGCCAAGGAGCCCCCGGCGCCCUGAGUCGGGCUGCCCUGCCGGCCAUGGUGGGGGAGCCCGCACCGGCCCUCUGAGUGAACCCCGGUGUCCAAGCAGGCGGCAGCAGCCCAGGGGCCCCAAGCCUUUUCCCCCUCCCUGUGUCCCUGGUCCCUGGUCCCCCAGG
Messenger RNA from Myotis lucifugus (little brown bat), 3549 nucleotides. It is a transcript of the gene CDH24, whose product is annotated as cadherin 24. Gene Ontology annotation, molecular function: calcium ion binding; cadherin binding. Gene Ontology annotation, cellular component: plasma membrane; adherens junction; catenin complex. NCBI's taxonomy places the organism in Eukaryota, Metazoa, Chordata, Mammalia, Chiroptera, Vespertilionidae. Gene Ontology annotation, biological process: cell-cell junction assembly; homophilic cell-cell adhesion; cell morphogenesis. The record is from RefSeq and is a predicted model, not a curated record.